Molecule: messenger RNA, 1500 nt
Organism: Elephantulus edwardii (Cape elephant shrew)
Lineage: Eukaryota; Metazoa; Chordata; Mammalia; Macroscelidea; Macroscelididae
Gene: GDF5
Product: growth differentiation factor 5
Exons: 2
Coding region: 1-1500 (499 amino acids)
Biological process (GO): BMP signaling pathway; SMAD protein signal transduction
Cellular component (GO): extracellular region
Molecular function (GO): cytokine activity; growth factor activity
Source: RefSeq, a predicted model, not a curated record
AUGAGACUCCCCAAACUCCUCACUCUUUUGCUUUGGCACCUGGUUUGGCUGGACCUGGAAUUCAUCUGCACUGUGUUGGGUGCCCCUGACUUGGGACAGAGACCCCAGGGGACCAGGCCAGGACUGACCAAAGCAGAGGCCAAAGAGAGGGCACCCCUGGCCCGGAGCAUCUUCAGGCCAGGGGGUCACAGCUAUGGUGGAGGGACCACCAAUACCAGGGCAAAGGGGGGCAGUGGGCAGACAGGAGGCCUGACACAGCCCAAGAAGGAUGAACCCAAAAAGCUGCCCCCCAAAUCGGGUGGGGCCGAACCCAAGCCAGGACACCAUCCCCAGACCAGGCAGGCUGCAGCGCGGACUGUGACCCCAAAAGGACAGCUUCCUGGGGGUAAGACACACCCCAAGGGAGGAUCUGCCCCCAACACCUUCCUGCUGAAGAAGGCCAGAGAGCCUGGGUCCUCCCGAGAGCCCAAGGAGCCUUUCCGCCCGCCCCCCAUCACGCCCCAUGAGUACAUGCUUUCGCUGUACAGGACGCUGUCCGAUGCUGACAGAAAGGGAGGCAACAGCAGCGUGAAGUUGGAGGCUGGCCUGGCCAACACCAUCACCAGCUUUAUUGACAAAGGGCAAGAUGACCGAGGCCCUGCGGUCAGGAAGCAGAGGUAUGUGUUUGACAUUAGCGCUCUGGAGAAGGACGGGCUGCUGGGGGCCGAGCUGCGGAUUCUGCGGAAGAAGCCCUCGGACACGGCCAAGCCAGUGGCCCCCGGCGGCGGGCGGACUGCCCAGCUGAAGCUGUCCAGCUGCCCCAGCGGCCGGCAGCCGGCAGCCUUGCUGGAUGUGCGCUCCGUGCCAGGCCUGGGUGGAUCUGGCUGGGAGGUGUUCGACAUCUGGAAGCUCUUCCGAAACUUUAAGAACUCGGCCCAGCUGUGCCUGGAGCUGGAAGCCUGGGAACGGGGCCGGGCCGUGGACCUCCGUGGCCUGGGCUUUGACCGGGUUGCCCGACAGGUCCACGAGAAGGCCCUGUUCCUGGUGUUUGGCCGCACCAAGAAACGGGACCUAUUCUUUAAUGAGAUCAAGGCCCGCUCCGGCCAGGAUGACAAGACUGUGUAUGAAUACCUGUUCAGCCAGAGGCGGAAGCGGCGGGCCCCGCUGGCCACUCGCCAGGGCAAGCGGCCCAGCAAGAACCCCAAAGCGCGCUGCAGUCGGAAGGCCCUGCACGUCAACUUCAAGGACAUGGGCUGGGACGACUGGAUCAUUGCGCCCCUCGAGUACGAAGCUUUCCACUGCGAAGGGCUCUGUGAGUUCCCAUUGCGCUCGCACCUGGAGCCCACGAACCACGCGGUCAUCCAGACGCUGAUGAACUCCAUGGACCCUGAGUCCACGCCACCCACCUGCUGUGUCCCCACAAGGCUGAGCCCUAUCAGCAUCCUCUUCAUUGACUCUGCCAACAAUGUGGUCUACAAGCAGUACGAGGACAUGGUGGUGGAGUCUUGUGGUUGCAGGUAG